Drosophila bipectinata is the source of this 3037-nucleotide messenger RNA. RefSeq lists its product as uncharacterized. NCBI's taxonomy places the organism in Eukaryota, Metazoa, Arthropoda, Insecta, Diptera, Drosophilidae. The record is from RefSeq and is a predicted model, not a curated record.
UCUAGCUUUUGUCGCUUGACUUUGACACUGAUCGCGAUUGCGAUCGCUCCCCCAAUUCCACCCGAAAUCCAAAAUCUGUAUAAAUAUGCGGAGCACACUCCAUCGAUCGAUCAGACAGUGUUUUGAGUUGGCGUUGGUCAGCAGCGAUACGAUUAGUGGAGUGAAUUUUGACAAGGAUAAGGACUUGGAUCAUGGAGCGAGGAGUGCUGCUGGUGCUCCUUUUGGUGGCCUGCAGGCGAAUUGAAGCAGCCACCCAUGUGAACAUCUCGAUUGCCCAGCAACCGGCCACUAAUCCGGCGGAUGUCAAAUAUGUAGAGGGUCGGGCGCCGGCGGAACUGAGAGCUGGUCCUGAAAGGGAUGGGGAGCAGUCAUUCCAACGCAUUCAGGAGCGACCACAGCUCCAGCUGCAGCAGCAAUUGCAACCCCAGCAACAGCAGCAACAUCAGCAGCAACAGGUGGUGCAAACGCAGCAGCAACAACAGCAACCGCAGCAGCAACUGACUCCCCGCCAAGGAUUGGGCCUCCAGCCUCCAAAUCAAGGGGUUCUCCAGCCCCCAGUCACCAAGAACGGACGCCUGCCCCGUCGCCGUGGCCAUGGAAGACGUCCCUCCAUCGUUCAGCAGCCGCCCAGUCCUCACAGUGGCCAGUUCCGGCAAAGGAACCAGCAGCUCCGCCAGAACCAGGAGUUCGAGCGCUACAUCCAAUCCUAUCACAGCCAUGGACCGACUGUUGAGACGGUCUACGAAUCCUCCAAUCCUGCUCCUCAGCGCUACACCCAGUCCAGUUCUGGUGUGACCUCCUCGGUGGAUGAUUCUGCUCCGCAAAAGGUGGUUUCCAUCGGAGGCAGCCGCUCCCAGCAGCUCCGCAUGUUUGAGCGCCAGGUGGCUGCUCCCGUUCCUGCCAAGGUUCAGGCUGGUGCCAAUGUGGAGGUGGUCCAGGACAGUAAGCCCAUUUACGAGCCUCAGCCAGCUCCCGUUCAAACGGCUAGUAUUGCCCCGCCCGUGAGUUCCAGUGCCUCAUCCUCAUCCUCCUCCUCCUCGUCGGCAGCUCCUAGUUCCCCGGUUCCAGCACCCACCUCCCAGCCCUCUGAGCCGGCUUCGGGCUACGAUACCUCAUCUCUGUUUAAUCCUGCCACCAGUUACAAUCGUCCUAGCUAUGAUCCCAGUGGCUACAACUACGAAGACGCUCAGGAGGUGGACUAUCAGGAUCAGUAUCCCCCAGAGGUCAGUGAUGACCAGGGAUACGAGGACUAUGGCGAGCAGUCGGGCUACCAAGGAGGUUCUGGCUACUUGCCGCCGGCUCCCCCGAGGAGUUACACUCCUCCGCAGCGCCCGCUGGUCACCAAAACGAUCCAGAUUGUUCAGCCUGCUCUGAAGGCCAAGAAGUACGAAGUCCGUCAUCCGGCCAUCCAGAAGGAGUUCUACGACAUCGAAGAGCGGGUGGUAAUCAAGCCAGCCGGUACCCUGGUGGUGGAGCUGGAGCACCCUGUUGCCAAGAUUCCCAAGGGUGAGACUCUGCUGCCCCUAGGACAUCCCCAUCCGGCGGUGGCUUCUGCCUAUAGCAACAACAAUGGUCAGAUCCAGACCCAGAGUUACAACAACAAUGUCCCGGAGUACAGGCCCUCCUAUGAGGCUCCACCAGCUGUCAAGGACCAGCAGGCAACUACUAUUGGAUCCAGCGUGACCACCAUGCCUUCCUACGACCAGGCGCCCAAGGAUGACUUCGUAGAGGCCCGACUGCAGCAGCAGAAGCCUGGGGGCGAUGUCACUGACGGUCGCCCGAGCAGCUCCUCCUCAUCCUCCACCUCCUCGGUUUCGGCAGUGGAUGGAAAUGGAAACUCCAUCAAAAUCAACGCCAAGCACCUGACCCCCAACAUGAUCCAGCGAGCGGAGCCGGAACAGGAUUACCCCAGACAGGGUGGCCAGAGGGUCUAUCAACAGAGGAACAAUUUUAAUCGCCAGCCAUACAACGAGGACGAUGACUACUUCUCCGGGGAGUACCUGCCUAAUGUGAAUGCCGGCAGUGUGGAUGCCAAGCCAGCGCGUCUGGAACUGGCCGAGAAGGAGGAACGAGCCACUCAAAUCAUUAAGCACGAGCACAAGAUCCAUCUGCCCCCGUCGCAGCACAACAUUUACCUGGGACGCAACCGUCAGACUCCUCUGAAAGAAAGAAGAAUCCAGGAGGUACCCGCUCAGGUGAGCGAAAUAAAACCGUAUCUUAGGAACCACGAAGGACCCACAGUUGUGUAUGCCAAGGUACCUGCCAACAGGGCCUUCUACUCUCAGUCGUCGCGAUCGAGGAGUCCUUUGGCCGAGGACUUGGAGUACAGCGCUCCCUAUUCCCAAAUGCGCUUCAGCCCAGAGAACCAAUCUUCCAGAUUGGUGGAAGCCCCAAAAGAGGAGGUCAAGAAGGAGAAGGAGUCCCAGAACACACACAUCCAAAUCCAAAUAGGCAGCGAACCGGAAAAGCCUCUAAUGGUGGCCACCACCGCAGUCCCAGAUUGCGACAAGGGUCAGCAGCGUUUGGAGAAAUCUCAGCGUCUGGUUGAGGUACCGAAAUCCGAAGUGACCGCCACCCAGCCCACUCCCACGCAGUCCCAGGCGCAGCCUGAUGUAGAUGUGGCCCUUAACGGAGCAGCCGGUCACUUGAAGCCCAACGAGCGAGUUAUUGCUGCCACUGCUGCUCCCACAGACGCGGCGGCCACCAGUGAAACCUUCCACAAACGACGCAUCGUAGUGAAUCAUCCAUUCCAAACCGUGCGAGAGGUGGUUGAGCAUGAACCAAUCACCAACUACCACCAGAUCCAGGUGAAUGAACCGGCGCCGCCCUCGCUGUACCAUCAGGCCUACUACCAACCGGCCCAGCACACUCACGGGAGUCUGGUUCACUACCAAACCACAUCCACCCAUGGCAAUCUCUAUGCUCCAUACGGAUAGAAUGGAAUCUGGGUUGCCUCCGAGCUCUAACGGCCAACGAAUACGACCAAUGCAUUUUCAUUGUUAAUUAAUUGCUAUUUGUUAUGUUAUUUCUAAUUGAU